Sclerotinia trifoliorum is the source of this 2084-nucleotide messenger RNA. Lineage: Eukaryota; Fungi; Ascomycota; Leotiomycetes; Helotiales; Sclerotiniaceae. The record is from the annotation of a GenBank genome assembly.
AGAUAAGAGGAUACGAUAACAAAUGAUCAGCCAGGGGAGGCGGCAACUUGAAACAACUCGCACUGUACUUCUCUCUUAGUAUUGUUACGGAACAAAACCAAUCCCUCUUCGCUUUUGGAGUUACAAAUAGAAAGAUAGAAGACAAAUACUUAUUCGGAUUUCGCUCUAUUAUUACCUGAAACUUUCCCGUACAGAACACAAAGCCCUGGGAACGGAAGGCUGUGGUUCUUAUCUGCCAAUAUGGGAAAACCUCGCAUGAUCAUUUUGAUCAGACAUGCUCAAUCAGAGGGAAAUAGUAUGCUCCCAUACUUUCUUUCGUGCAUGAGGCUGACAGCCUUGCUAUGGGUAUCUAGCUAACAUAUUCAGAAAACCGCGAUAUUCACCAAACCAUCCCCGAUCACAGAGUAAAGCUCACUCCUGAAGGCUGGACACAGGCUCAUGAAGCUGGUUUACAACUUCGAAAUCUCCUACGUCCAGAUGACACCCUCCACUUCUUUACUUCUCCCUAUCGACGAACCCGUGAAACUACAGAAGGUAUUCUGUCCACCCUGACCUCUGACUCCCCGAGUCCUUCACCAUUUCCCAGGCAUUCUAUAAAGGUGUAUGAAGAGCCUCGCCUGCGUGAGCAGGACUUUGGUAAUUUCCAACCAUGUAGCGCGGAAAUGGAGAGAAUGUGGCAGGAACGAGCAGAUUAUGGACACUUUUUCUAUAGAAUUCCUAAUGGAGAGAGCGCGGCGGAUGCAUAUGACAGAGUAAGUGGCUUCAAUGAGAGUCUAUGGAGACAGUUUGGAGAUGAUGAUUUCGCAAGUGUCUGUGUUUUAGGUCCGUUUUGCCCUCUGGUCUCUUUAAGCACAAUUUUGACAAGACUGGAUGGUAGUGACUCAUGGGCUCAUGUCCCGCGUUUUUCUAAUGAAAUGGUAUCAUUUCUCAGUGGAAUAUUUCGAAGAUCUCCGAAACGUUAAUCACUGCGAAUUCCUCAUCAUGCGCAAGUCCAACGAUUCCGGAAAAUACAUAUUAGAGAAUCAACUACGCACAUGGUCUCAGCUAAAACAGGAACGCCUUGCAAUCGCCGCCGCCGCCAAAACCUCUCCUUCGACGCCAGAAAAUGGGCAAAUGUCUGAAAAGGAUAAGGAAAAGGAGAUUAAACUGCUGGCGGCAGGGCGCUCCCAUGUGGGGCCUUCCAGCCCUAUACCAACACACAAGCGAUGGGGUGGUUGUCCGAAUGGAUGCGACCAUGGAAAGCAUCACUACAAAAAAGAAAAUUCCAUGCAUGCAAUGCAACUCAACGGUCGUCCAAUCCUCUCAGCGUCUACUUCAUCAACACACAUAGAAACAAUUGCAUCCCGGCGACCAGCAGCACGUCGCUGGCAAUCUUCCUCCGACGAAGACGAGGAUGACCCCAGAGGUAAAGCCGGCCCGCCUGAAUUAGAUGUUCAAAAGAGUCUUGAGGAAACAGUUAGCAGUCCCGAUGGGACACCCAGUUUCAUCAGUCUAGAAGACCGAUUACGUAGUCGCAUUCAAAGUCCCAGUGAUUUGCUUGGCAUAUGCCACGGUGGUAGAGAUGGAGGUGGAAGCGCUAGCGGUGCUAACAGCGACGCCGAGUUCAGCGCAGAAGAAGAUGUUAGGAAAAGGCUAGCGAAGGCACGGAAUGCGAAGAAUACGUUGGGAAUCUCAGUGCUAUCGCGGAAAUUGACAAGAGAAGAAUCAAGUGGGAUGGGAAAGGGGGUCAAGGCUGAUGCUUUGGGGGAUCAAAGUGAUGAUGGAGAUGAUGAUGCCGGUGCACAGAGUGAUGACGGUGGUGAGCCGAGCCCCGAACUCCUUCAAAUUCAACAAGCUGAAAAGUUGGACAAAAGUAUCAAGGGGAGCGUCUACUAAAUCUAAGCUGUGAAUUUCCUACAACGAUGAGAUCGAAAAUCGUGGCUUCGCGUUCUAAAUAUCGGACGAAAAGGUACAAUAGGCAUAGUGUUCGUCGCAUACCAGUCGAACGAAAGAACGAGAUAAAACGAGAACUUUGAUUAUAAUGCACAUAAGAAAAUUAUAUAAUGGAAAGAUGGUCAAAUCUAAAUUUAUAUAUACCACUCAUA